Rana temporaria (common frog) is the source of this 1032-nucleotide messenger RNA. RefSeq names its product C-type lectin domain family 3 member B (gene CLEC3B). The coding region runs from base 40 to 639 and encodes 199 amino acids. The transcript is spliced from 4 exons. NCBI's taxonomy places the organism in Eukaryota, Metazoa, Chordata, Amphibia, Anura, Ranidae. The record is from RefSeq and is a predicted model, not a curated record.
CAGGAACACAGUGUACUUCAAACGGUGCUUGGGUUCGCCAUGGAGUACAAACGAGCCUUCCUGGUGCUGUGCCUCUUCUGCUUUGUCCAAAUCACCAUUCAACAGAAGAAGCAGAGGCAUACAACUAAACAAGCAGAUGUAGUAGUCACCCUGAAAAUGUAUGAGGAGCUGAAGAAGGAGGUCCAGGACCUUAAGCAGGAGAUAAACCACCUAAAGGAACAACAGUCAUUGCAGACAAUCUGUUUGAAGGGCACGAAAACACUCAACAAAUGCUUCCUGUCCAUCUCUGAACCAAAGAACUACCAUGAGGCCAGCGAUGACUGCAUUGCACACGGUGGAACCCUGAGUACCCCAGAAGCCAAAGAUGAGAAUGACUUUUUGAAUGAAUAUGUACGCAAGAGUUUAGGCAUGAGCUCUGAAACGUGGAUAGGCAUCAAUGACAUGGCAACCGAGGGUUCUUGGGUGGAUAUGACUGGCAGUCAAAUUUUUUUUAAAAAUUGGGAGACCAGAACAACCUUUGAGCCUGAUGGCGGCAAACAGGAAAACUGUGCAGCAUUGUCUGCAACGGCAGAUGGCAAGUGGUUUGACAAAAAUUGCAAAGCAGAACUGCCUUUUGUAUGCCAGUUUGCAAUCGUUUAGUUAACAUCUCUCUUAUAUCCUAUAUCACUUUAAAAAGUAAGUCCAACCAUAAUGGACAGUUUUGGAUGGCUGUUGCAAAAAUUACCAGCAUCCACCCAAAACUGAUUUUUUUUUUAUAGUUGUCCUUAAUCUACAAGCAUGCUUAGAGCGAUUAUGUAGCAAAAUCUAAAGACAAUCAGCUCAGUCACCUAAAAAAUGCAAAACUUCAUGCUUAAUUAAACUACACUUGUCAUUGUCACUGCUAGAUUUUAUUUAGACCCAGUCUUUAACUUGCUGACACAUGUAUUUAUUUACAUAUUCUGUAUUGUACAUAGCCUUAUGAGAGGAAAUGAUUAACAUUACGUGCUAUGUUAACUGUACCAAAUAAAGUCUUUCAUUUAUAUCUUCAUAUUA